This is a messenger RNA of Branchiostoma belcheri (Belcher's lancelet), 2065 nucleotides long. RefSeq names its product serine/threonine-protein kinase 25-like. Lineage: Eukaryota; Metazoa; Chordata; Leptocardii; Amphioxiformes; Branchiostomatidae. Gene Ontology annotation, biological process: protein phosphorylation. The transcript has 11 exons. Gene Ontology annotation, molecular function: protein kinase activity; ATP binding. The coding region runs from base 396 to 1691 and encodes 431 amino acids. The record is from RefSeq and is a predicted model, not a curated record.
GUGAAUUGUACCCUACACAACAUUAACUUGACAGAAUAGGAGUACUAAAUGUGGGACUAUUUUGUGAUGGCGGAUGGAUUUUAGUGUGCGCCACACCCUGAACCAAGCCAAGAUGGCUGCUGUGGUGAAAACUAAGAUUUAGUACUGCAAAACGACGGCAUUUUCAGCACUGUUCGCCUCUACUACGAUGUUUACCACAAUGGAUACCACACGAAACUAUUCCUAGAAACUCCAUAGGUAUAGACAGUGGUUCAAGGUUGUCUUUUUUUCCCUCGGCGCGAAGAUUUUGGGUUGAAGCCGCUCGGAAGUUGACGAAGGAACAGACGACUCGAGUGUGUUGUUGAGGGGAAAGAUUUUGGUCUGAGCGAGUCGGGAAAGAAAGAGAGAACUUCAAAAUGAUGAUGGAACAUCUACCGAAUCAGAACACCCAGGCAGACCCUGAGGUUCUCUUCACCAAACUGGAGAGGAUCGGCAAGGGUUCGUUUGGAGAAGUGUUCAAAGGCAUCGACAACAGGACCAAGGAAGUUGUGGCCAUCAAAAUCAUCGACCUGGAGGAGGCUGAAGAUGAGAUAGAGGACAUUCAGCAGGAGAUCACAGUUCUUAGUCAGUGUGAUAGCCCGUAUGUUACCAAGUACUUCGGAUCUUUUCUCAAGGGCACAAAACUGUGGAUCAUAAUGGAGUAUCUGGGCGGAGGAUCAGCAUUAGACUUGAUGAAGGCUGGUACGUUUGAAGAACACUUUAUCGCAACAAUUCUACGUGAGAUCCUGAAGGGGCUGGACUAUCUUCACUCUGAGGGGAAACUUCAUAGAGAUAUCAAAGCUGCCAAUGUGCUCCUGUCGGAGAAUGGAGACGUGAAGCUGGCAGAUUUUGGAGUUGCAGGCCAGCUGACAGACACCCAGAUCAAGAGAAACACGUUUGUAGGAACACCGUUCUGGAUGGCUCCGGAGGUUAUCAAACAGUCUGCCUAUGACUCCAAGGCGGACAUCUGGAGCCUGGGCAUCACAGCAAUAGAACUGGCGAAGGGCGAGCCUCCCAACUCUGACCUGCACCCCAUGAGGGUUCUGUUCCUCAUCCCUAAGAACAACCCGCCACAGCUGGAAGGGAGCUACAGCAAAUCCUUCAAGGACUUUGUGGAGUCCUGCUUGAACAAAGACCCCAAGUUUAGACCUACAGCAAAAGAACUGCUCAAGCACAAGUUCAUCCGCACAGCAAAGAAGACGUCCUUCCUGGUGGAGUUGAUCGAGACGUUUAAGAGAUGGAAGGCAGAAGGACACGGGGACAGCGAUUCUAAUAGCGACGAUGAGUCAAUAGGAGACGAUGAUGAAGAUAAUGAGAACAACGACCCCAACUGGGACUUUGGCACGGUGAAGAGCAGGCCUGGAUCAGUGAAAAACACCCAGCAGAACGGAGAGACCAACUCAGACACUGUCAGGACAGAGACAACCUCUCCUGCCAACCGAGUGCCCAAGUCUAGAAGUCUCCAUGACUUGAUAGUGCCUUUAUUAACUCAGAUAAAAGAAAAACAUCGUCAGAAUGGCGAGGGAGUUUUGGCAAUUGAUGACCUCAGGGAGGCAUUUGCCUUGGCAGAGGAAUCCUGUCCUGGCAUCACCGACACGCUGGUAGACAACGUUGUACAGAGAGUAAGACGGUACAGUGUAUCACACGGCACCUCCGCAGCUUCUCGUCAUUAGGAUCCAAACAGGCUUGCCGUCAUCUAACCUUUCACCUUCACCAAACACCACCCAAACAUCCAUGCCAAGAAGAAUUACUAAGAAGCAGUCUUCUAACACUCCUUAUGUAAUAUAUAUACAUAAAUCUAUCUAUCUAUCUAUAUAUGUAUGCAAGUGACAAAAUUAUCUGUCAGAGUAAUAUGAACAAUUUUUGAGAAGUAGAUCGUCGGAAAAUGCUGUUACAGCUUUGUUGUUUCUACUACAAGGUAACCCAUUGCCAAUUUUUUGUUCUUGGUUAACCUAUAUGUACAUGGCCUACACAAGAAAUACGCUUGUAGAACAUGUCUUUGGCCACACCAAUUUAAUUUCUUGGUUAACAGAUUUUUCUAGACAUA